This is a messenger RNA of Aspergillus calidoustus, 2010 nucleotides long. The record is from the annotation of a GenBank genome assembly. Lineage: Eukaryota; Fungi; Ascomycota; Eurotiomycetes; Eurotiales; Aspergillaceae.
AUGGCACCACAGGACAAAGCUUUUGGUAUCGACUUGAACGACGAAGUUGUCCGCGGGUCGAUAGUCACACACGAUGGUAAUAUUCUGCCUCCGGCGCCGCGUCCUGCUCCGCCGCCAACCCCCGCGCCACAAGCUGCGGCAACCCUGUCGACGGAAAAGGCAGAACUUGCUUUGACACCGUGGCAAAAGGUCACUCGUGAAGUGGCAGCUACGACUGCAGGAAUGGGAACCGUGCUCGCGCUGGGCAAAGCAACUGGUCCCGUCUUCAUGAGCAACAUGCUCACGUUCAGCCUCGCUGGUCUUGUCGGAUACCGUGCGGUCUGGGGUGUAGCACCGGCGCUGCACUCUCCGUUAAUGAGUGUUACCAACGCAAUUUCAGGUAUGGUCGGAAUAGGCGGUUUCUUUAUCAUGGGCGGUGGAUAUACCCCCACGACGAUUCCAGAAUUCUUUGGAGCAGCGUCCGUUCUACUCGCGUUCAUGAACGUCUCGGGCGGUUUUGUCAUCACGAAGCGUAUGCUGGACAUGUUCAAACGUCCUACCGAUCCUCCAGAGUACCCCUGGCUCUACGCUAUUCCAGCCGUCGUGUUUGGAGGCGGGUUCCUUGCAGCUGCAAGCACCGGUAUGGCUGGUAUCGUGCAGGCUGGGUACCUCGUCAGUAGUGUUCUUUGCAUCAGCUCCAUCUCCGGACUUGCCUCCCAGCAAACUGCCCGACGAGGAAAUAUCUUUGGUAUUCUCGGUGUUGCUGCUGGUAUUCUUGCGUCGCUUGCGGCUGUGGGCUUUUCUACCGAGGUAUUGACCCAGUUUGCGGGUGUUGCUGGUGUGGGUGCUGUUGUUGGCGCGUUGAUUGGACGUCGCAUCACACCCACUGGGCUUCCUCAAACUGUUGCUGCACUCCACUCGGUUGUUGGUCUUGCGGCUGUGCUGACCAGCGUGGGAAGUGUUCUGGCUGAUAUUGGUCAUAUCACAACUCUCCACAUGGUUACCGCAUACCUCGGAGUACUGAUAGGUGGCGUCACUUUUACUGGCUCAAUCGUGGCAUUCUUGAAACUUGCAGGUCGCAUCUCGUCGAGGCCACUAAUUCUCCCUGGACGGCACCUUCUCAAUUCCACCUUACUCGGCACUAAUAUGGCUACAAUGGGUGCAUUUGUGACCAUGGCACCGGCUAAUCCGGGCAUUGCCGCGGCUUGUCUGGGUGCGAAUACCCUGCUCAGCUUCUUGAAGGGAUACACCACGACAGCUGCUAUUGGCGGCGCUGAUAUGCCGGUCGUGAUCACCGUCUUGAACGCGUACUCCGGGUUCGCCCUAGUCGCUGAAGGUCUAAUGCUUAACAAUCCUCUUCUAACCAGCGUCGGGUCGUUGAUUGGAGUUAGCGGUUCGAUUCUAUCGUACAUCAUGUGCGUGGCCAUGAACCGAUCCUUGACAAACGUCCUCUUCGGCGGGAUCGCCGCACCACAGCAAUCCGCCAAGAAGAUUGAAGGCGAGGUCACCCAGACAAACGUUGAAGAAACAGUCGAUGCCCUGGCGAACGCCGAAAGUGUCAUAAUCAUCGUCGGGUACGGCAUGGCCGUCGCAAAAGCCCAGUACGCGCUCGCUGAAAUCACCCACAUGCUCCGCGCAAAGGGCAUAAACGUCCGAUUCGCAAUUCACCCUGUCGCCGGCCGCAUGCCGGGUCAGUGCAACGUUUUGCUCGCUGAGGCAUCCGUUCCUUAUGAUAUCGUGUUGGAAAUGGACGAAAUCAACGAUGACUUUGCCGACACAGACGUCACCCUCGUCAUUGGCGCCAACGAUACCGUCAACCCCAUCGCCCUGGAGCCGGAUUCCCCAAUCUCGGGUAUGCCCGUGCUGCAGGCCUGGAAGAGUAAGGAGGUUAUCGUGAUGAAGCGCGGCAUGUCAAGCGGAUAUGCUGAUGUGCCGAACCCAAUGUUCUACAUGCCCGGGACGCGGAUGUUAUUUGGGGACGCCAAGACGAGCUGUGAUGCUAUCAAAGCGAGCCUUGAGGCGCGCAAGUAG